AUGGCGCCAAGCUCCAACUUGUUGCUUUCUUUUUUUCUUCCUUCUUUGCUUUCCUUUUUGUUCCUUGGUGAACCCGGGAAGGACAGUUUGGGCACCCCCUCAAAUCCGUGGCGCAACCCGGCUCCAUGCCUGCUGGGACUCUGCCGAGCACGUUGUGCCUGGAGCGCGGCGUGCUCGGUUGCAUCGUCAGUGGUGGGAACACGCUGCGAGGGGGUGGGGGUGUGUAAGCUAGGACGGCCUGCGGUACCCUUGCCGCUGUUCCCUGCCACAGCACGCGAUGGGAAGGAACUUCGCGGCUUGACAGUACUAGGUACUCUACUCUGCCCAUGUCCAGGUUUGCUUGAGCGCGAAAAGGUUCGAAAGAAUCGACUUGGCAAAGUUCUGGACUUGGUCCCAAACUACAGUCAUCCAAACGCCAGCAAAGGAAAAUGCGCCUCGCGCCCCUCGGAUCUCGUCCACGCGGGUUUUUGGUCUCGCAAGCAGGCUUUCCUUUUGGUUAUUAUUGAUGUUCUACAGCAAGCACCCGGUUUGGGUAACUGGCCGGGUGAUCAUUGUAAUUUCAAAACAUCGGUAAGCGCCUCCAAAAAUUGGACGCUCAGGCAAGCCACCUCACCGGUGGUUCCUCUGUCUAUUGGGAAAGAGGUUUCUUUGUAUCUAACACCCCGGCGGCACCAACGGGUUCGGUGUAGUUUGGAGAAAUCACGACCUGGGGAUUUUGACGGCGACAGGGUCGGCGCAGAAAAGGGGGCUGGCUGGCUGGCUAAACUGCUCGCAGGCUAG
Messenger RNA from Pyricularia oryzae 70-15, 780 nucleotides. RefSeq lists its product as uncharacterized. The coding region runs from base 1 to 780 and encodes 259 amino acids. NCBI's taxonomy places the organism in Eukaryota, Fungi, Ascomycota, Sordariomycetes, Magnaporthales, Pyriculariaceae. The transcript is spliced from 7 exons. The record is from RefSeq and is a predicted model, not a curated record.